Molecule: messenger RNA, 497 nt
Organism: Staurois parvus
Lineage: Eukaryota; Metazoa; Chordata; Amphibia; Anura; Ranidae
Source: the annotation of a GenBank genome assembly
UGAUGAUCAGUGUAGCCCCAGCAGUGCCACAUGUCAGUGUCCAUCAGUGCCUUGUGCCAGUGCCCAUCUGUGCCACAUCAAUGCCACUUAUCAGUGCCCAUCUGAGCUGCCUUUCAGUGUCACCCAUCAGUGCCAAUCAGUGCCACCUAUCAAUGCCAAUCAGUGCCACCUAUCAGUGCCAGUCAGUGCCACCUAUCAGUGCCAGUCAGUGCUGCCUAUCAGUGCGCAUCAGUGCCACCUAUCAGUGCCUGUCAGUGCUGCCUAACAGUGCCAUCAGUGCCGCCUAUCAGUGCCAGUCAGUGCCGCCUAUCAGUGCUGCCUAUCAGUGCCAUAUAUCAGUGCCAUGUAUCAGUGCUGCCUUUCAAUGCCCAUCAGUGAUGCCUGUCAAUGCCCAUCAGUGCCACCUACCAGUGCCUCCUCAUCAGUGCCACCUAUCAGUGUCCAUCAGUGCAGCCUAUCAGUGCCCAUCACUGCAGCCUCAUUAGCGCAUAUCAGUG